Messenger RNA from Alternaria conjuncta, 348 nucleotides. RefSeq lists its product as uncharacterized. The record is from RefSeq and is a predicted model, not a curated record. The transcript is spliced from 2 exons. NCBI's taxonomy places the organism in Eukaryota, Fungi, Ascomycota, Dothideomycetes, Pleosporales, Pleosporaceae. The coding region runs from base 1 to 348 and encodes 115 amino acids.
AUGAACCACAUCCCGUCAACCGCAAGACCAAAUCACCAAGCCGAGAACCCAUCGCUUCCGUCUUUGAACCUCUUCAAGCUCGUCCGCGAUUCGAAACCAGCAGUCCGCUACACUGUCUACGCCGGUCUCGGUUUGAUGGCCACCGUCGAGACGACCUUCUGGUUCCACGUGCUGCGAGCCAAGUUCUUCCCGCGGGCAUCGGCAGAAGAGCAGGAAAAGGCUGAUGCGCUUCUCGAGCGCUUAGGCGAGGCUAUGAAGAAUUAUCGUCAUGUGUGGAUGAGGAAUUACGGCAGGUACUAUGGUGCGCAUGUGUGGGGUCUGGGGUAUGGGGGGCUUGAUGGUCUGUAA